Paramecium primaurelia is the source of this 937-nucleotide messenger RNA. Lineage: Eukaryota; Ciliophora; Oligohymenophorea; Peniculida; Parameciidae. The record is from the annotation of a GenBank genome assembly.
AUGUCAAUUAUAGAUCAAAUUGAUUUGAGUUUAGAAAAAGCAAGUAGCCUAUAAUAAAAACGUUUUGAAGCAGAAGAAUCAAAAUAAAAAUCUCUUAAUUAUGAGCUCAAUUAACUAAGAAAUUAAUUAAAUGAAAGUUAAGAGGAUUAAGAUGAAGAGAUGACUCCUGAGAGAAGUCAUAGUUAAAAUUAUAGUCAAUCAUAAUAUUCACCAUUAAGAAAUGAUAUUAAACAAUUAGAAUUAUAAAAGUAAUUACUAUAAUCAUCAGAGCGUAAAUUGUAAUAAGAAAUUGAUGAAUCAGACAAUGAUGAUAAUUAAUUAUAGAUAUAUCCUAAAUAUGAUAAAUAAUUUAAAUAAUAAACUUAAUAAUAAUAAUAAUAAUAGGUUUAAUAAAAAUAAUAGUAGGAUUAAAGUAAACAAAAUAACAAAACUUAAAAAGAGAGUAUUUAAAAAAUGAGAUCAAAGAAACAUCAUCAACUAGAAAAUACUUAAAUAAAGAAAGAUUUUUAAUAAAAAACAUAAAAAAGUGUUCCAAAAUCAACUUAAAUAAUAACAACUACAACAGAAAGAAGAAAUGAUAAAGAAAAUGGUUUUGUAAUUUAAGAAUAAAAACCUGAAUAUUAAAAAUUGAAAUAACAUAUUAAUUCUGUAAAAGCAUAAGUUUCAAAUUAAUUAGUAAAAAAUGAGAAAACUAAACUAGAAACAUAAAAUGAUGAAUCAAAUUAAUACAAAAUAAGAGGAUUUAGAGAUUAAGCUGAAAUUAAAUAUUUUGGGUAAUAACUUAAUCCAAUUUUUUAGACGACCACUACCAUGCAAUGAAUGUGUAUUUUUAUUAAAUAAAGGAAUGAGUUCAGAUUAUUGUUCUUAACAUGGCAAAAUGAACAAAGAAAGACCACCAAAUAAAACAUUGCCUAAAAGAUUUGCAAAGUUUUUUUGA